ACCACUGCGCACGGGCGCGCUUUCGAGAUCAACGACCGUGCCCCUUCCUAAUCGGGAGAGCGCCUUAGCGAGCCAAUCACUGCAACUCGCUCUUACUUGUGAGUUUCGAAGUUGCUGUUCCCGCUGCAAAACAGCGUUGAUGUUCUUGCGCCGCUUUCCAGCGCGCCUUCUGAGUUGAUUUUCCAGGCAGCCGCCCGCCCCCCGUGCACUUAUUAACCUCGCCCGCCCGCCUCCUCCCUCUCUCAUCCACCACACCAGCUCCACUCCUCAGCCUCAACAAUCAUCUUCAUCAACACAACCCACAUCAACAGUCAUGGCCCGCACUAAGCAGACCGCCCGUAAGUCCACUGGUGGCAAGGCUCCCCGCAAGCAGCUCGCUUCCAAGGCUGCCCGCAAGUCCGCACCAUCAACCGGUGGUGUCAAGAAGCCUCACCGCUACAAGCCUGGUACCGUCGCUCUUCGUGAGAUCCGUCGUUACCAGAAGUCCACCGAGCUUCUCAUCCGCAAGCUGCCCUUCCAGCGCCUUGUUCGUGAGAUCGCUCAGGACUUCAAGUCGGACCUCCGCUUCCAGUCCUCCGCCAUCGGUGCUCUGCAGGAGUCCGUCGAGGCCUACCUCGUCUCUCUCUUCGAGGACACCAACCUCUGCGCCAUCCACGCCAAGCGUGUCACCAUCCAGUCGAAGGACAUUCAGCUCGCCCGUCGUCUCCGUGGUGAGCGUGGUUAAGCUCGUCACUUCUUGACGUCGGCCUCAUGACAACCUCUUGGUCGGCGACGGAUAUUUGGUUACUUUCUUUGGGCGUUUUCACGGAAUCAUGGUCACGGUCUUCAACUCGGGUUUAUGGGGGCACUUGAGCGGUGCUGAGCAUGUAGUAUAUCCAGCUAAUCAGUGAAUGGUUCACUGACGAUUGAUGAAUCAAUCGUUCAAACUUCAAA
Molecule: messenger RNA, 933 nt
Organism: Boeremia exigua
Lineage: Eukaryota; Fungi; Ascomycota; Dothideomycetes; Pleosporales; Didymellaceae
Product: histone-fold-containing protein
Exons: 3
Coding region: 314-724 (136 amino acids)
Biological process (GO): rRNA transcription
Cellular component (GO): nucleosome
Molecular function (GO): structural constituent of chromatin; DNA binding; protein heterodimerization activity
Source: RefSeq, a predicted model, not a curated record